Molecule: messenger RNA, 1554 nt
Organism: Closterium sp. NIES-65
Lineage: Eukaryota; Viridiplantae; Streptophyta; Zygnematophyceae; Desmidiales; Closteriaceae
Source: the annotation of a GenBank genome assembly
AUGGCUCAUUCAGUCACAAUUUCCCUCAGGUACCAAGUAGCAAAGCAUGGGUCCAUCAUCAUGUAUCACCUCAGUUCCCGUCCUCCAUUUCCCCCCCUUUCCUUUCUUCCCCUUUUCCGCUGCCCCUUCCCUCCUCCCCCUCGCCCUCCCCCUUUUCCUCCCCCCUCCCUGCCAGGCCACUAUGAGAUGAUAUUCCUGGUGCACGAGGGGCGCACGGACGAGACUCCUGCCGUCAUAGAGAAGAUCACAGAGAUGGUGAAGGAUGCUCGAGGAACAGUGUGGAGGGUGAACGACUGGGGCAUGAGGCGCCUGGCAUACCGCAUUCAGAAGACAUGGCAGGCGCAGUACAUUCUCAUGAACAUCGAGGUUCCCUCGGAUAAGAUUGCAGCGAUUGAGAAGGUUCUGCUGCAGGACGAGAGGGUGAUUCGGCACCUUGUGACGAAGCAGGAUAAGGCGGAGAGGAAGGAUUACCCAGCUCCGGUGAUGUACAAUGCGGUUGGGAGCGGUGGGGAUGAGUCGGAUGAUGAUGAGGAUGAGGAGGAGGAUGAGGAUGACGAAGAGGAUUGGGAGGAUGAGGAUGAGGAUGAGGAGGACGAGGAGGAAGAGGGGGAGGAGAGUGAGGGAAAGAGGUUACCAGCAGAAGUGACAAGUCCGCUGAAGUCCCCAGCAGGAAAUGCCCCUUGCCGAAAGAAGGGGGAAAUGGGAAGCAAUGACGAGUCAGAGCGAAAGAAGCGGCCAUCAGCAGCGGGAAGCAUCAUGUCGCCUCCUGCUAAAAGACCAUCGCUAUCGUGUCUCGGUGACGAGAAGAAGGUGUGCCUUCUCCAGAUCGACCCGUCAGUGCUUCAGUUUCAGAACCAGAAGCUGAGUCAGCAGUUGGAAGUCCAGAAGGAGCGAAUCCAUGAACUGGAGUCGCGGUUCGAGGAUCUCAAGGCACGGCAGUCAGACUACGAUGAUACACUGAUGACAGUCAACAGCGCGUGGAACCAGGCAGAAGCUGCAGAGCUAUUAAGAUCGACGCAUGAGGAGUUCAGAUCCGAAGUGUCGCACAUGCGAGCUAAGAUGGACGAGAUGCAUCUGCAACACAGAAGCCUGUCAUUGGAGCUCUCGGAAAUCCGGGACUUGAACGCCAAGAGCCAAGCAGAAGUCCGGAGAGUUUCAGAUCAUCUCGAGGAUACCCUCAUGCAGCUGGAAUCAACAAGGCGGAAACUCGUCGCGGCGAAGCAGUCCGCUGCGUCGUCUGGGCCCGGCGCGUUUCCCGCGUCUCCGUCGCUUGUGAAGUCGGAUUCGAGAGACGGGGGGCAGGAGAGCAGGAUCGCGUCUGGGGAGGCCCGUGAGCUUGAAGCUGCACUUGAGGAAGCGAAGUCAGCGUCAGAAGACGAGCAGCGCAUCAAGUCAUCACGGCCCUACUCGAUUCUGGCGGAGCAGCUCAUCGCAGCCAGAGCGGAAGCUGAGAGGAACCGGUUGAUUCUCGAGCAGCUGCAAGUGAGUUUCCCAUCCCCCUCUCCUUCCGCCAUUUUCAGUUUCCACCAACCCUCUGCCUCCCGUUCCACCUAA